UAGGUAAAGCAAAGAUUAGGUUAACAAUAAGUUAGGUUAGGUAUACGCACAAGACUCAAAACGAGCAUGUGUUUUUUCCGGUUUUUUUAUCUCUUUUGCUAUUUUGAUGUUUUGUUGAUUUAAUUAUUUAAUGAAUUUAAUCUGUUUGAAGGGACGGAUAGUUUAAUCCAUAAAACAGUUGCCUGUCAAACGAAAGAUUCGAUUCCCUAUUUUGUCGUAUUUUGUUAGGAAUUUGCAAAGGAAAAAUAUUCCACUGUGACAGACUCGAAUAUCUAGAGAAUUCAGAAUAUAAACAAAUUCAAGCAAAUAUCCAUAAAGAAGAAAAGAAAAUCAUGUUAUGCCCAGAGACGUGGAACGUUGAACCGCCACCACAUUACAGCACCACAUUACACUUGGAUAUGACAACAAAGUUGAGAGAAGGAAAUAUACCCACAUUGAUAAAGAAUCAUUACUUUAAUCAUUCAAUAUCCAUGGUGUUUCCUGAUACCAUUACCAUUCCAUUGAGUUUACAUAAUUGUUUGUCGGAGGAUACAGAUUAUUAUCAAAUAAAUGGGCUGCGCGUCAGCGAUCUUUUAAGAAUAGAAUUUAUCGAGGCUUUUGUUAAAAAAGGAGAAAUUAAUCUUUUGACAAUAGGAAACAAAAUAGACUUGCAGAAUUCCAUUUGUGUAACUCCAACUGGAUGCUUAAUACUCUCUUUGCUAACAGAUGAUUACCAAGCACUUGGUUUAGAAGGGAGUCCUUCUGCCUUUGGUCACAAGCCUCAUACACGUUACAUAGUGAAGAUCGAUCUAACAAACGAAAAUUUUGUUCCUGGUAAAAAGAUUUAUGAAAGAAUUCGAGUAGCGUUAGAAGAACGACUUACCCAGAAGUUUGAUGUUAUAAUAUCUUGGGAUCCACCAGAAAUCAACGUGUGCCCUUCGUCUGUAGCAGCAUGGUUUCACGCACGCGAUUAUAAUGUUUAUCUUUGUCGCCAGAAAUUUUCCCAAAGGACUAAGUAUUCAUUAACAGUACCUACUUACGAGGACAGAUGUGACAAGACCGAUGUCGAUUUCUUUGAAUGGCUCGGAGUCUUCAGCAUUAAUGGUGAUCUAUCUACCAAGGGAAAGGAUGAUUAUUCAAACACAUAUCGGUCCCCUUCUCCUUCGAUACAUGUUGGACAGGUGCAGUAUUUACAGUGGACUGGAUUCUUUACACGACGGAAGAUUCAAGAAGCGUAUAAUGCUUUAAAACAAUAUGUAUUAUCGCGAGACACUUUACCAUGGGUUAGUUUAGACGUACAAGGAUUUGCAGAUAGUCCUACUAGUUUUGAUUUGAAAGAGCACACAUUUUUCACCGAUGGAGAUAAUAGUUACACUAUUGUAUUUCGAUCUAAAAAUGACGUUGUCAUACGAAGAAAUUUAAGUUCUAACAAUAAAGUACGUUAAAUUUUUUGUUAAUAUA
Messenger RNA from Wasmannia auropunctata (little fire ant), 1440 nucleotides. RefSeq names its product ribonuclease P protein subunit p40-like. Gene Ontology annotation, molecular function: ribonuclease MRP activity; ribonuclease P activity. The record is from RefSeq and is a predicted model, not a curated record. Bases 333 to 1424 code for a protein of 363 amino acids. The transcript has 7 exons. Gene Ontology annotation, biological process: endonucleolytic cleavage in ITS1 to separate SSU-rRNA from 5.8S rRNA and LSU-rRNA from tricistronic rRNA transcript (SSU-rRNA, 5.8S rRNA, LSU-rRNA); tRNA 3'-end processing; tRNA 5'-leader removal. Gene Ontology annotation, cellular component: multimeric ribonuclease P complex; ribonuclease MRP complex. Lineage: Eukaryota; Metazoa; Arthropoda; Insecta; Hymenoptera; Formicidae.